AUCGGUAUUACAGUUUCCUUUAAAUUUUUUUUUGAUACAGACAGGUGGUCUCAAAAGCAACAAGUUGUCAAUAAUAAUCUAACUGGGAAGUCCUUGAAAAGCUCCUGAAAGCUGGACGGGCGUUUCAGGUCCCGGACGCGAAUUAAAACAAUGGUGCCAAUGUCAUGGGUUUGAUAUCUGAGUCGCGAUAAGCUUCCAUUUUUAGUAUAACACCUUAUCCAUUACCAGUUAAAGCUAAUUUCGACUAAAUCGCCAUGGAUUACGAUUAUUUAAUCAAAUUUUUAGCGCUCGGCGAUUCGGGAGUUGGAAAAACGAGCUUUUUGUAUCAAUACACCGAUGGUGUUUUUAAUGCAAGAUUUAUUUCAACGGUCGGAAUUGAUUUUAAAGAGAAAAGAAUGCUUUAUCAAUCGAAAGGAAGAACCCAUAGGGUUCAUUUACAACUUUGGGACACAGCAGGACAAGAAAGAUUUCGAAGCUUAACAACAGCUUUUUAUAGAGACGCGAUGGGUUUUAUAUUAAUCUUUGAUUUAACCAGCGAACAAAGCUUUUUAGAAAUAAGAAAUUGGGUCGAACAACUCAAAUUACACGCAUAUUGUGACGCCCCUGAUGUGAUUUUAUGCGGAAAUAAAGCCGAUUUAGAGGAUAGGAGGGUAAUCCCAGAAUGGAAAGCGAGAGAAGUCGCUGAAAAACACAAUUUAAUUUAUUUAGAAACUAGCGCAGCUACAGGUCAAAACGUUUCGAGAGCCGUUGAAACCCUUUUAGAACGAGUUAUGAUAAGAAUGGAGUCGGCUGUGGAUAUGGCAAUGCUUCCAGGUCGGCGAGGAAGACCUCGAGAUCCAAAUGAUCCCGAUUUAAAUCUUUCUCAACAUUCCCAACAAUGCGCAUGUCGAUAAAUACAUAUAUGUUUCAAAAUCAAAUAUUUAAUUUAUUAAUGUUAUUAAAAAUAAAGUAAUAUCUUUGAAUGUUA
Molecule: messenger RNA, 967 nt
Organism: Onthophagus taurus
Lineage: Eukaryota; Metazoa; Arthropoda; Insecta; Coleoptera; Scarabaeidae
Gene: Rab27
Product: RAS oncogene family member Rab27
Molecular function (GO): GTPase activity; GTP binding
Source: RefSeq, a predicted model, not a curated record